GCUUCACAUACAAGAGACCGAUACCUCUCAACCGCCAAUAGUUCCUUCACAUUCUACGAUCACACUUCUUGAUCUUUGAUCUGGUUUCUCUCUUUUCUAGAAACCUUAGAUCUAGUUUCAGCUGCACAGUGCUUUAAUGGCAGGUUUUGGAUCUUGGGUCUUACUUGCGAGGUUCAUUUUCAGGCUAUGCGUCCUCAUUUUUGUGCUGGAACAUGAAAUGUUUGCAGUGGCUGAUGGCGCUGGAUCAAAUGAGGAAGGAUCAGAAGAGUGCAGGACCGAUCUCUCAGUCUUGCUUCCUCCACCGUACAGUAACAUUUCCCAAUCCAAACUGAUCUGCAUGACCGUUUGGAAUACUUUUGUUCUGAGACAUUACCAGAGUGAAGAUGGCACUAUGACCAUUGUGUUAUCUGCUGUAUACACCACGGGAUGGGUUGGAAUUGGUUUCUCCAAGGAUGGGUUGAUGGUUGGCUCUAGUGCAAUGGUUGGAUGGUUCAACAGAAAAGGCCAACCAAAAAUCAUGCAGUACUACCUGCAAGGUACUGUUGCCUCUAAAGUUAUACCAGGCAAAGGUGAAUUGCCACUCAGUGGAGUUCCAGCAGCUGUUGCACUCCACUCCUCUAGAAUUUACGUGGCUUUUCAGCUGAAAUUGAGCAAACCUCUUGCCAGACAACCAGUCAUUUUGGCUUUUGGAACUGCAUAUCCGAAGCAUCACCGACUUACUCAUCAUGUCGAUAAAACAGCAAUCUAUGUCGACUUUGUAGCAGGUUCAACGUCACCAGGAGCAAAAUAUGUGAGGGAGAGAAAGAGAACCCAUGGGGCAUUGGCCCUAAUUGGAUGGGGUCUAAUCCUUCCCAUUGGGGCUAUAAUUGCCAGAUACUUCAGGCACAAGGAUCCCCAGUGGUAUUACAUUCAUACAAUGACACAGUUCAUUGGGUUUAUCAUCGGGCUAGCAGCUGUAGUAGUCGGACUGCAACUCUACAAUGAAGUUCAUCCUGACAUACCAAACCACAGAGGAAUUGGGAUUUUUGUUCUUGUGCUAACUAUUCUUCAGAUAUUGGCGUUCUUUUUGAGGCCGGACAAGGAUGCCAAGAUUCGAAGGUACUGGAAUUGGUACCACAGCUGGGUAGGAAGACUUACCCUCUUCUUUGGAGCAAUAAACAUUGUGCUGGGGACAGAAGCAGGGCAUGCAGGGAAUGAAUGGAAGAUAGGAUAUGGGUUUCUAGUCAGCUUGGUUAUAGCAGCAGUUAUCGUUCUAGAAGUCUUGUUUCGGAUGAAAAGAAGAAAUUCAACGAGACUUGACGUGCCUUCUGCCUUCCAGAUGAAUCCCAUUGAAGAAGCAUUGCCAAAUAAAGCUCAGAAGUGAGGCCGCCAUCACACAGAUAGGAAGUGAACUAUAGACCUACCCACAAGCCGAUGCCAAUUUUCUCCUGCAAGGAUGUCCCAAUAUGUUUCUGAAUGUGCGGGUGUUGCUCAUCAGAAAGCAUACCAUUUCAGCUUCAGCUUCCUCUUGCAAGCUCUUCAGGGUGUGCAAUCUGCUUCUCCUCUUUAGUGACUUCUUCUAGUAUCAGAAUAUGUAUGUAAAGUUUUGGUGCUUUUUUUUUUCUCGUGGUGCGGAGUGUGCAGGUAUUACAUUCAUUUUCUUACCUAUUUGAUUUUCGGAUGUGUUUGAGAACAGAUGCAUCGUCGUGAAAAAGGGAAAAAAGAAUAGGGUAUGAACGUAUGAGUUUUUCUGA
Molecule: messenger RNA, 1733 nt
Organism: Syzygium oleosum
Lineage: Eukaryota; Viridiplantae; Streptophyta; Magnoliopsida; Myrtales; Myrtaceae
Product: cytochrome b561 and DOMON domain-containing protein At3g61750
Exons: 5
Coding region: 137-1363 (408 amino acids)
Source: RefSeq, a predicted model, not a curated record